AUGGCGUUCCGGAGGACGGAGGGCAUGUCCAUGAUCCAGGCCCUGGCCAUGACGGUGGCCGAGAUCCCUGUGUUCCUGUACACGACGCUGGGACAGUCUGCAUUCUCGCAGCUGCGGCUGACACCAGGUCUGCGGAAGGUCCUGUUUGCCACCGCCCUGGGGACCGUGGCCUUGGCCCUGGCCGCCCACCAGCUGAAGAGGCGGAGGCGGAGGAAGAAGCAGGUCGGCCCUGAGAUGGGAGGUGAGCAUCUGGGCACGGUGCCCCUCCCCAUCCUCAUGGCCAAGAAGACCCCGUCGGUGAAGAAAGGCUACUCCAGCCGGAGGGUGCAGAGCCCCAGUAGCAAGAGCAACGACACGCUGAGCGGCAUCUCGUCCAUUGAGCCCAGCAAGCGCUCGGGCUCCUCCCACAGCUUGGCCUCGAUGGUGGCGGUGAACACAUCCAGCCCCACAGCUGCGGGCUCGGGAACAUGGGAUGCCAGAGGGAUGGAGGAGUCUGUGAUGACCAGCGAUGGCAAUGCCGAGAGCCUCUACAUGCAAGGCAUGGAGUUAUUUGAGGAGGCGCUGCAGAAAUGGGAGCAGGCGCUGAGCGUGGGGCAGAGGGGAGACAGCGGCAGCACCCCCACACCGGGGGAACCCCGAGACCGGAACCCCGAGACCACUUCCGAGGUGCUUUCUGAGCCAGAAUCCCAGCGGAGGGAGUCUGCAGAGAAGCUGGAGUCCCUGCUGCACCGGGCCUACCACCUGCAGGAGGAGUUUGGGUCCACCUUCCCGUCCGACAGCCUGCUGCUGGACCUGGAGCGGACCCUCAUGCUGCCCCUGGCCCAGGGCUCGCUGCGCCUGCGGGUGGACGAUGUGGACAGCCUGGCCUCCGACGAGUCCUUUUUCUCUGCCACCGAGCUCUUUGAGUCCCUGCAGGUGGACGACUACCUGAUCCCGCUCUCCAGGCCCGCGGCCGCCUACGAGGAGGCGCUGCAGCUGGUGAAGGAGGGGAAGGUGCUCUGCCGGACCCUCAGGACAGAGCUGCUGGGCUGCUACAGCGACCACGACUUCCUGGCCAAGCUGCACUGCGUGCGGCAGGCGUUCGAGGGCCUCCUGGAGGACCAGACUCACCGGCUCUUCUUCGGGGAGGUGGGCCGCCAGAUGGUGACGGGCCUGAUGACCAAGGCUGAGAAGAGCCCCAAAGGCUUCCUGGAGAGCUACGAGGAGAUGCUGAGCUACGCUCUGCGGCCGGAGACCUGGGCCACCACGCGGCUGGAGCUGGAGGGCCGCGGGGUGGUGUGCAUGAGCUUCUACGACAUCGUGCUGGACUUCAUCCUCAUGGACGCCUUCGAGGACCUGGAGAACCCGCCGUCCUCCGUGCUGGCCGUGCUGCGGAACCGCUGGCUGUCCGACAGCUUCAAGGAGACGGCCCUGGCCACUGCAUGCUGGUCAGUCCUCAAAGCCAAGAGGAGGCUGCUGAUGGUGCCUGAUGGCUUCAUCUCCCAUUUCUACUCCGUAUCGGAGCACGUGAGCCCCGUCUUGGCCUUUGGCUUCCUUGGACCCAAGCCCCAGCUCGCCGAAGUCUGCGCUUUCUUCAAGCACCAGAUCGUGCAGUACCUGCGGGACAUGUUCGACCUGGACAAGGUGCGGUACACCUCGGUGCCGGCGCUGGCCGACGACAUCCUGCAGCUGUCCCGGCGCCGCAGCGAGAUCCUGCUUGGCUACCUGGGGGCGCCGGCGGCCGGCAGCGUGGGCCUGAACGGCGAGCUGCCCCGAGACAGCGGCCCCCCGGCGGAGCUGUAG
Messenger RNA from Pipistrellus nathusii (Nathusius's pipistrelle), 1782 nucleotides. The record is from the annotation of a GenBank genome assembly. Lineage: Eukaryota; Metazoa; Chordata; Mammalia; Chiroptera; Vespertilionidae.